Molecule: messenger RNA, 2308 nt
Organism: Centropristis striata (black sea bass)
Lineage: Eukaryota; Metazoa; Chordata; Actinopteri; Perciformes; Serranidae
Product: zinc finger protein ZFP2-like
Exons: 7
Coding region: 97-2247 (716 amino acids)
Biological process (GO): regulation of transcription by RNA polymerase II
Molecular function (GO): DNA-binding transcription factor activity, RNA polymerase II-specific; RNA polymerase II cis-regulatory region sequence-specific DNA binding
Source: RefSeq, a predicted model, not a curated record
AUUUCGAAAUUUUCCUCCACGCGUUUCCGGUCUUGGAAGCUAACAACAAAUGUUAGCAGUGUCCUGGUUGCUGUGUGAGUGGACUUUACAUUUAUCAUGGAAACGACUGCAGGUUCCUGCCAAGUGGAAAACACAGGUAUCUUCCUGCCGUUGUCAUCAUUAAGGCUGCUGAUUCCUCCUCUGCGGCUUCUUUCUGCAGCCAUGUGGCAAGUGGCUCAGCGGAGAGAGGUUCUGGAUUAUGAAAAGCUCGAUGAGUUUGUGACGAUGGUGACUGCUACAGUUCCAGACCUGCUCAAUCCAAAACAACGUGGCAAACUGCUCCUGCGACUGAGAGCGAAAAUUAUUCUUGAGCUGUGCAGAAAUGAGGAAACAGCGAAUGUUUUGUGCAUACAGCCUCACCUAGAACGAAUCCGCCCACUAGGACACACAGGAAGUGGAGAUGCAGAGGUGGAUGCAGAGGAGGCCAUUUUUAUGGAGCUCAUCCAAACACUCCUGAAAGACCAAGCAGAGAGGCAGCAUUUUUACCAGGAGGUUUUUCCAACAGAGUAUGGUCCCAGCUAUGAUGCAGACAUGCAGCUUCUUGUGUGGGAGUUUCUGUCAAAACUGGAAAAACUCCUACCAGUACCAGACCUCAGUCAGACUGUGUCGUGGCUGACCUCUGCCCCCUCGGUGCUGAAGGACUGCUGGCAAGCGCUCUCCAGUCCUGAUGACCUGACAGCUCUCUUGCAGCACCACAAAUGCCUUGAGCACCUUGGAACACAAGGUACCACCGUGGAAAUGUCCACCCAGGUGUUUGCCUGCUCAGAGUGUCCAUUCUUCCACAUGCAGGAGUCGUUCCUGCUGCAGCACAUUGAGCACAGUCACCCUGAGCAUUACAGCAAACUCCAGAGGUCUGCAGAAACAGCCGAGGCCCCCAAGAAGAAGGCCCAGCGUCCCGAGUUCCCGAAGCCUUUCCCCAUCCACGACAGGUCUGACCCUCACAUGUGCAAAGAGUGCGGCAAAACUUUCACACGUGCCUCAGACGUGACUCGCCACCAGCGGACGCACACAGGCGAGCGCCCGUACACCUGCGAGGAAUGUAAGAAGGGCUUCAAGAACUCUUGGGAUCUGACGAGACAUCAGCGCAUUCACACUGGAGAACGGCCCUUCCUCUGCUCCCAGUGUGGCAAACGCUUCACACAGAUGGGGUUGCUCAAGCUGCACUUCGAAAGAACCGCCUGUGGCCAGGCUUGCAACCCUCCGCUCUUCUUCACGACAGAGGUCGUAAUAGCAGAGGAGCAAUCAGAGGAAGUGGACAGUCAGUAUAAAUGCCAGAAAUGUGGCGAGAGCUUCAGUAGCAUCCUGGAGCGUCUGAGGCACAGGCAGAGCCACGUGGUGAGGCGCCAGUACAAAUGCUCCCAGUGUGAGAAGAUAUACAGCCGAGCGUCUGACCUCAAGAGACACCAGAUGAAACACACCGGUGAGCGGCCGUUUGCCUGCGAGUGUGGGAAAAGUUUCACGCAUGUGUGGCUUCUGAAUAAGCACCAGCAGAUCCACGCCAGGGAGCGUCCGUACCCCUGCACAGAGUGUGGAAAGAGCUUCACACAGCUCCAGAUCCUCAACAGGCACCUGCUGAUUCACAACGGCAGGCGACCUUUCCAGUGCUCCCACUGCGAGAAGAGCUUCACCCAGCUGGCCAGCCUCACGCGUCACGAAAGAAUCCACACAGGCGAGAGGCCGUACGUCUGCAGCACCUGCGAGAAGACUUUCCUCACACACGGAGAGCUGGUGAGGCAUCAGCGUAGUCACAGUAACUUCAGGCCCUUCUCUUGUCCGCAGUGCCAUAAAAGCUUUAAAACCAAGCGAGCCCAGAGCGAACACCUCAACACACACACAGGGGAGCGGCCGUUUGCAUGCAACCUUUGCGGGAAGAAGUUUGCCAAGUCAACCUCGCUCGUCCGGCAUAACCUGACUCACACGGGGGAGCGGCCCCACCAGUGCUCCCAGUGUGGGAAGACCUUCCUCACCUCCGGGGAGCUCCUCCUCCACAAACGGAUCCACACAGGAGAGAGGCCUUAUCCCUGCACCUACUGCGAGAGGAGGUUCAGGUGCUCCUCCGACCUCAACAUGCACAUUCGAACACACACAGGGGAGAAGCCACACAGCUGUGUGUUCUGUAAGAAGAGUUUCUCUACUUCUACAAGGCUGAAGAGACACGUCCGCACGCACAUGGAGAAGGAGAUAGUUGUGGAGUCAUUUUCUCUUUAAGCUGUCACAUGCAAAUGAUAUUACCAGAUGAUGCUUUGUGAAAAUAAAAACUUUUUUAUCA